UCCAGGCAGCUCAGUGCUAAGCUGCAACACUUCAUUUUGCAGUCUACAGGUGGGUUAGCUGUUGCAAGCAAUUUGUAGGACGAAACCAAUUAUAGUAGUUACAGUAGUGGGAUGCUGCACAGAAGCUUAAAUACAUGGAAAAAUUUUCAUCAGCUCUGACGUCUAAUAAGAAAGUGCCUUAUAUUUUCGUUUAGAAUAGUAUAAUAUCCUAGCCAAUAAGGCAGAUUGAAUACAUGUGAAGGAGAUAGUAUGGAAAUGCUUGGCUGCCUGUGUAGCCCCUUCUGAAACCCCCAGAGCUUGUUGAUAGUACACCAUUCUAAGAAUAGCUAUUUAACCGAAAUUGAGUUUCAUCAGUUAUAUGCUGCAUUUCCAGAUAUGUUGGGGGGUGUGUGUACAGAAAUAAUGAUCACGCUUCCUGCAAAUGACACAUUCAGCUAUUAUUUUUCCACCUAAAUCUAGCUCACAGCAUACCAUUGUUGCAAAUCUGCUACAAAUACUUGGCACUGAUACUUGAUUCAAAGCCUUUCUGGUGCUGAUAAGUCAUUAUGAACCUGCUGUGAUUAUUACUGUGUAUCUUUCCACUGCUCUCAGUUGCACAGUGCAAUACAGGUGGAGAGGAUUGAGUCAGAACUCAUCCUCUAGCCAAGAGAGGAUGCUGUGUUACUUGGUGUGACCAAAGAGAGCAAUGCCUUAGGGCUAAAAGUGGUCAAGGAGGGAGGCAGACAGAUGGUGCCACUGAAAAUGGGAUCAGCUGGUAGAGGUAGCAGGGUCUUUCCAGAGACCACAAGUGUUCAGGCCAGGUGGAAGCGUCCCUUGAGAGGAAGGGGCAAAAAAGGCAGUUUUCCAAGAGACAGAUGCUAAGAGAGGCUGGAGAGAUGUUAGCACAUGUGGCUAGGCCAAGAAGAAACAGUCACCUGAAUACUUGGCAUGGGAUGGAGGCCAGAAGCAGCAGAAAAAGGAGUAGCGAGUAAGAUGCAGGAGGAUCUUCAUAUGGUGCUAUUAGGUUUUGUGCAGUCUGUUGCACACUGGGGGAUGUGGCAUGUCUCCAGGCCCUUCCUUGCUGUUUUGGUGUGUAUACUUCAAACAUUCCUUUUAAAUUUGCUCCACAUGAAAUGCUUGAAUUUUGGGAAUCUUUUCUAUAUUUGUUUUGAAAUGAAAAAAAAAUAAUGUUAAAGGCAGGUUGACUUGAUCUACUCAUGGGAAGGGGACAUGGCCCGAUUCCUAACUUACCCAUUGAAUCACAGUGGUGCUGAUUGGAACACCCCGUAUUGGCACAGGGGUAUGUAGCCCAGCUCCCCAUAUGAACUAUUUACCUUAAGCCAGCAUUUUUCCCAAGAAGCCACCAUUCACUGGUAGGUGCCUUCCAUCAUACAAGCCAAACAGAGAAACAGUUGAGCUUAUAGAAGUUUCAUCAUCUAAAUGUAGAUGAAAUUGACCCUGAAACACAGCUAGUCACCAAAAGCAACUGAAAAAGGGAUUUUCACAGUGGUGGUAAUUCAUACCCUCUGCUCUUAGAUAAAGGAAUUGUGCUUGCAAGCAGAUUAAACAAGGUCACUAACAAAGGGGCUCUGCAAACAGUUAUCCUCAAAUUAGUGAUAUUGUUUAGCUUUAAAGUGUCUGAUAUAGCCUGAAACUGUGAUGUGUGGAAAUCUCUUCAGGUCAUAUGUGUGCUGUUCUGAUCAUCUGAUUGCUCCAGAGGGCUAAUUUUAGAGUAGUGGGGAAGCAUUUUGUACUCUCAUUUUCAUGGCCCUCUAAGGGCCUUUUGAUUUCCCAAGUGGUGAGACUUUGACAUCAUCUUGGUGCUAAGCAUUUGGAUCAAUAAACCAGUAACAUGGUUUCAGAAGGGAAAUUUUGGAUCAUUGAAUCUAGUCAUCUGCUAUUUUACACGGUCACAUCGUAUAUACCGCUGUCUUUUUUUUUGGAGGCUUCAUUGUUAAAAUGAAGGUGUGGAGGGAUUAUAUUUAUUCUAAGCAGGCUGGAAGUCCAACCUCUAUUUCUGCCCCUCACAGCUUCUCUCAGACUUCUGUUACACCAUCCAACCAGGACAUCUGCAGUUCCAGUGCAGUGUUUUCUGAGUGUUGUCAUCACAGUCCAGUGCAGUCUGCUGUUGUCUUGAGAAAUCCUCACUGCCAGAGCCCUCUGACACAAGGGGUCACUGUGACAGUAAUCUGUCAGGACAAGUUGCAUGCAGCAAAGAGAAACUCCUGUGGGCAGGAUCGGGGCCAGGCACUCAGGUCUGCUAAGAAUGUAAAGCCCAUCUGCACUCUGAAAUUCUCCAAGUCUCUCAAUGACGUGGACCAGAAGGCGCAGAGCACGAGUGAGUGCUUUGACUAUGUGGACCGAACAUGCUCAGAAGGCAAAUUGACCCCGACUCAAGAGCAGUGUUUAAGGAUUAACAAAUUUCAUCUUAAUGAGAGGAAACCACUGAAUCUCAGGCCUCUUUCUUUUACCAAUUCUAAGCACUCCUAUAUCCCUUCCCUUUCCAACUACUCGAGUGCAUCGGGAGGAACAGAGAACCACAGCGCUGUACAUAUCCCCUUGCUGGAGGACAAAGUGGACCAUGACACCUCAAGGAGCAAAAAACUGUUGCGUUACCUUUUUUCCUUCUCCCACACCUCCAGCACCAGCAGCCUGCAUAAGUUCCACGAACUGGAGAACUAUUCCAGUCACUUCCAAGCUGACAAAUCCUCCAGCAUGCUGGUGGAAAGCACAGACUUCUGCUCUGAUGAUAUGGGAGAUGAUGACGUCUUUGAGGACAGCACCUCAGUAAAAUUAAAAACAAAAGAGCAGCGGGCGCCCCUCUGUUCAGUUGAGAAGGACAGUGACCUUGACUGCCCUUCCCCCCUCUCAGAAAAAUUCCCCCCUCUGUCCCCUGUGUCCACAUCGGGGGAUACCUGCAGGAUAUGUCACUGUGAAGGAGAUGAUGAGAGCCCUUUGAUUACACCCUGUCACUGCACAGGAAGUCUUCAUUUUGUGCACCAAGCCUGCCUGCAGCAGUGGAUCAAGAGCUCAGAUACACGAUGCUGUGAACUGUGCAAGUAUGAGUUCAUCAUGGAGACAAAACUGAAGCCUUUGCGAAAGUGGGAGAAGCUGCAGAUGACAGCCAGUGAAAGGAGGAAGAUCAUGUGCUCUGUAACAUUCCAUGUCAUUGCCAUCACCUGUGUUGUGUGGUCUCUCUAUGUCCUGAUAGACAGGACUGCUGAAGAGAUUAAACAGGGACAGACUACUGGGAUUCUAGAGUGGCCAUUUUGGACUAAGCUGGUGGUUGUGGCUAUUGGUUUCACUGGAGGACUUCUUUUCAUGUAUGUACAGUGCAAAGUGUACGUACAGCUAUGGAAGAGACUUAAAGCUUAUAACCGAGUAAUAUAUGUACAAAACUGUCCAGAAACUAGCAAAAAGAAUAUUUUUGAAAAACCUGCACUAAUGGAGCCAAACUUCGAAAGUAAAGAAAUGCUUGGGGUUCACCAUUCAGACACAAACUCUUCACAUUACACAGAGCCAGAAGACUGUGCUGCAGAAAUCCUUCACGUCUGAUUGCUGGGUGGGAGGGGUGUUUCUGUAUGUUCUUGAAGAUUUAAAAUACCAUUGUUUACUGCAAACUGCUCUACCUUUUUAAAAUCAGCUAACAGCUGAGAUCUGGUGGAUGAGGUUUUUUUACAUUUGUUUUUUGUUGGAAUAUUUUUAAAUCCCUUUGGCAUAUCUGUCAAUGUGAUCAUGGUUGCAUACCUCUCAACAUUUUGUCUCUCGUACUGGCGUAUCAGAGCCACAGGAUACUGGGUAGAAUGAGCGUUGGGUUGAUAUCAAGCAAGUCACUAGUGAACUGUCUUCAACUUCAUAGAGUGUUACUUUAGAAGAUGACUCUGAUUCUGGAAUAUGUGUAGAGUGGGGUUUGUUUGUUAUUCUUUAAGCAUGAUGAAGGAGGUUGUCCCAGACACUGAGGGAAAUGAGAGAGCUAGAGUCUAAUCUACCACUAACACUGCCACUAACAUUUUGUCUUAGGCAGCAGGUGUAAAAUUUUGCUUUACAUAUUGUGAUGAGACUUACAAAGCAUAUAGCACUUUUAAAAAUCUUUAUUUUGUAAUAUGUAUGUCAAAUGAGAAUGAAACUUGAACGAAUGUAUCAUUUUUGAAACA
Pezoporus flaviventris is the source of this 4133-nucleotide messenger RNA. It is a transcript of the gene MARCHF8, whose product is annotated as membrane associated ring-CH-type finger 8. Gene Ontology annotation, biological process: protein polyubiquitination; immune response; antigen processing and presentation of peptide antigen via MHC class II. Gene Ontology annotation, molecular function: MHC protein binding; zinc ion binding; ubiquitin protein ligase activity. NCBI's taxonomy places the organism in Eukaryota, Metazoa, Chordata, Aves, Psittaciformes, Psittacidae. Bases 1939 to 3534 code for a protein of 531 amino acids. The transcript is spliced from 7 exons. Gene Ontology annotation, cellular component: early endosome membrane; late endosome membrane; lysosome. The record is from RefSeq and is a predicted model, not a curated record.